Fundulus heteroclitus (mummichog) is the source of this 2123-nucleotide messenger RNA. RefSeq names its product acyl-CoA thioesterase 9, tandem duplicate 1 (gene acot9.1). The record is from RefSeq and is a predicted model, not a curated record. NCBI's taxonomy places the organism in Eukaryota, Metazoa, Chordata, Actinopteri, Cyprinodontiformes, Fundulidae. Gene Ontology annotation, cellular component: mitochondrion. Gene Ontology annotation, molecular function: fatty acyl-CoA hydrolase activity. Gene Ontology annotation, biological process: acyl-CoA metabolic process. Bases 143 to 1441 code for a protein of 432 amino acids. The transcript is spliced from 16 exons.
GACGUAUAACCCGGAAACCGGCGGUGGUAACUUGUCAGUUCGGCAGCGCUGCGUCCUCCAGAGGGAAUCCCAAGUUUCUCUCCUGUUUUUGUUCUGUUUAUCGUUUCAUUCCGGAUCCGGAACCCUUUUCCCAGCCUCCAUCAUGCUCUCCCCGAGGUUCCUGGUUCUGAGGUCCGCCGCCUCGCUGGCCAGCCGCUCGCUCUGCACAGCGUCCAAACCUGGCAAGGCUCCUGACAUGGCUGAGGGAAAUCCACUUUUACACGUUUCCAAUGUGAGAAACCGGCUGAGAGAAAUAGUUGGAGCUUCGACAAACUGGAGCGACCACCAGCAGGCGCUGGAGGAGCGCGUGUCGCUGUCGUCCAUGCUGGCCCAGUCUCAAAGCGAACUUCCCAGCAAGCGGAUGAAGGACAGCUUCCUGGAGGUCCACCUUCCUCUGGGCUCUGAGCCGGAGCUCCGGGAGAAGUACCUGACCUACCACAACACCGUCAGGUUUGGAAGGAUCCUGGAGGACCUGGACAGCCUGGCAGUCCUCAUCUCCUACUCUCACACGUAUAACCCGGAUCUGAAGAGGUCCCCGCUGUCCAUCGUCACGGCGCUGGUGGAUAAGAUCGACAUGAGGCAGCACGUCAUCUACCCCGACUGUGACAUCAAGUUCACCGGCCAUGUGACGUGGGUCGGGAAGUCGUCCAUUGAAGCAAAGAUGCACAUGUCACAGUACCGGGAUGGAGCCUACGCCCCGGUUCUGGACGCUACCUUCGUCAUGGUGGCCCGGGACCCGGCCAACAAGAGAGCUGCCUUCGUCAACCCGCUGAAGCCUGAAGGUCCAGAGGAAGAGAAGCUCCUCCAGGAGGGAGAAGCUAACAAAGCUCGGCGCGUUGAGCUGAGCACCGCGUCGCUGCUGAAGGUCGCUCCCACGGACCAGGAGAGGAAGAUCGUCCACGACCUCUUCCUCAACACCCUGGACACCAACACCGUCAGCUUCCGCAGCCGAGUCCUGCCCCACAGAUCCGUCUGGAUGGAGGACGCCAAGCUGAAAGGCCUGGAGAUCUGCCACCCUCAGCAGAGGAACAUCUUCAACAGGAUAUUUGGCGGUUUUCUCAUGAGGAAAGCCUACGAGCUGGGCUGGGCCAACGCCUGCUCCUUCGGAGGAUGCCGGCCCAGUCUGGUGGCGGUGGACGACAUCCUCUUCCAGAAACCCGUAGAGAUCGGCUCGUUGCUGAUGCUGUCGUCGCAGGUCUGCUACACUCAGGGGAACUACAUCCAGGUCAGAGUUCACAGCGAGGUGUUUGAGCCGCUGACCCAGCAGCACAACACCACCAACAUCUUCCACUACACCUUCUCCUCGGACCGUGACGUGCCCAGCAUCGUCCCCAAGACGUACGGAGAGUCGAUGCUCUACCUGGACGGGAGGAGACACUUCAACCAGACCGUGGAGUCCUGAGCGCCCACAGAGGCCACAGCAACAAAGCCGGGAGCGUUUGGCCUUAAAACAAGACGCCGAAGGCUCUAAAGAAGCUUUACGCCAUUUUUAUACCGAACCUUGUUUACUCUCUCUGCUGUGGACGUUUAUGCCUUUUUCCUUUUAUUGCUGUAUUUUUUUUUUUUUUUUAAAGAACCAUGUAAUCGCUGCAGCUCACAUGUAUGUAAACAUAUAACUAUCAUAUAUAUAAUUAGCCCUGACUCGUUUACAUGGUCAGACACUUUGUUGAAUUUUUCAUGCUAAACUGACGAAUUUUCGCAGAAAUUGCUUUACUUUUUAAUUUUUUUUUUCUUUUCUUACCUGUUUGUGGCUCUAGUGGCCUUUUAUUUGAUAGUUAGCUGACAGGAAAUGGGGUUUAGAGCGGGGGGGGCAUGAAGCAAACGUCCACAGGGUGGAAUUUGAACCCGGGACGGCAGCACUGAGGAACACAGGUCACAUGUUCUACACCACCACCACCAUCAGGCCCAUUUAAAGCACUAAACAGCUCAGUUAGAGAUGUUCCUGUGUCUUUAUUUCCAUCUUCAGCCCCUUCAUGCUGAACCAUUCCCUGCAGUCUGGAUGUAAAGAGCCUUCAGACGACGUGUAGUGAUUAUACGCUAUAAAAUUAUAUAUAAAUAAAAUAAAACUGAACUGAAUACUGUUA